CUCGGGGCUCCGCGGAGCUCCGCGGCCGCCGGGCAGCGCCAUGAACCUGGGCGAUGGACUGAAGCUCGAAACUGAAGUGCUGGAUGGGAAGCCUAGGCUAAUUUUAGCUUCUUCUGGGACAAGUUGUUAUUAAAUACUUCUUUCAUAUGUUUGUGUUUGUUUCCCAAAAGAUAAAUCAAAGCCUGCCAUGAAGAUGGGUAAUAAAGCCAGAGCCCCUAAACAGGCACUGAGAAUAAAGCACACUGGACUCAUCUUGAGGCCAACACAAAAUGCUUGUAUCAAGCAGGAAAAUGUAACAAAACCAAGGAGUGAAUCAAGCUUGUCAAUGACAAAAGGUGAAAAACUGCAAGUUAAUAAACACUCCUCACAUGAAGCCACAACUAAAGGUUACUCUUUGAUUUUCCAAAGAGAUAAAACAAGCAGAUAUCCUGAUUCAGAGGAUCCUAGCAUUGUGAAAAAAACUAAACACAAACCUCAAGCCCCACAUGUAUCAGCUGAAGACUUAAAAAGUUUGGUGUGUUUAACACAAACACAGCUUCAACAGAUUUUGAUGAUUGUUAAAGAAGGAAGAAGCAUCUCUGAGACUCAGAAUGAAAAGCAAGAGGAAAUGGCUACUAAUGAGGCAUCAGAGGAAAAUGUUAUAGCAUCACUCCAAAAAGAUUGUGAAGUGUCCCCAGUUCCAGAUGAAGCAAACUCUGAUUCAGGCAGGAAACAAGAAGCACAUCCACAGCCAGGACAGAAUGUUAUAAAGGAUUCAUGGAAACCUGCUGACUUGUUUAGUACCUUGGGUGAAAGAGAAGGGGAGAAAGCCUUACUGGAAUUUAAAAAGACCCAAUGGAAGAAGGAAUUAGAUGAACAGGUAGCACUGAAGAAGAAGCUGAAAGAAACUUUGGAGGGAGAGGUGGGUUGUUUUUGGGCAAAACUUGGCAGCAAGAAAACCUCUAAAGUGGAAACACCUGACCCAGAGCAGACAGUGCUUCCAGCUGACUCAGGUCAUGGCACUGAGGAGAACUCUGCCUGUACAGCUGCUUCAGCCACAGAGGCUGAUGGAGUUGCACUGAAUGUUCCAAGAGCUCCAGGUGGGCAGUCUUCUGAUUUCAGUCCUUCUGACUUUCCAGCUGGCAGUUGCACAGCAUUGGCUUUCAGGGAAGCUGUGCUACAGGAGCGACCUUUUAGUGCUCUGAAACAAGAGCAACAGAAGAAGUGGCUUGAAGAGUUGGACAAGCAGAAGGAAGAAGCCAAACUACGAAAAUUAGAAGAAAAACGUAAUUUAUCAAAGGCAGAAGAGCAUGACAGAUGGGAAAUGCAUUUUGAUUCUUUUAAGAAGCACUUUAAUGCUAAUGCACAACACUGCUUAAAUGGAAUGCACAGAAAGCCUGAAAGUCUUUCCUUGUCACCUGACCCCAAGGACCCGACUGCUUUCAUUCCCCCUUUGUCCCCUGCAGCUUUAGGCAACCUCAUGCCCUUGCAGAUAGGAACUGCAGAAAAAGCUGCUAAAAAUGGUGCUUUGGAACAAAGUCAGAGAGUCAGUUUCCUCCGUUCCAUGACGGCUCUGCUGGACCCUGCACAGAUCGAGGAGAGGGACAGGAGGAGGCAGAAGCAGUUGGAACAUCAGAAAGCAAUAAUGGCUCAGGUGGAAGAAAAACGGAAGCAGAAACAACUGGAGGAAGAGCAGAGAAAAUGGGAAGAGCAACAGGAAGAACUGCGCCUGGCACGAGAAAAAGCACAACUGCAGAAACAGUUUGAAGAAGAAAUGCUGAAACAAAAGCAAAAGGAGGAGCUUGCAACUCUUAAAGCCAAAGAGCUUUAUCAGACAGUGGAGAAAGCUCAGGAAUUAGCCCAGGGAUCAAAACAAGACCAGCACAUUCCAGACUUGGCUCAGAAGGCACAUGAUAUUUCAGAACUUCAGAACAGUCUUGGUGGUGCACAAAGUGCUGCUUUCCCUGCAGGUGUGGAGGGCCCCCCUGGGCAGCAGGCCUCCCCUCGGAAGGACACGGCGGUGCAGACAGAUUGCUUUAAUACUUCAGCAUACACAGGGUCAGCUGAGGAAAGAACUGCAUAUUGUGAAUCACCUGAUAUUUCCAUAGAAUAUAAAGAAAUCUCUAACAGCAAAAAAUACCAGAAGGAAAUGCAGCAUAUGGAUAAAAAUAAACUUCCAGGAAAAGGGACUGGUGGUAUUUACAGUGACCUAUAUGAACAAUAUGCAAGAAAAGAAAGACACAUUAAAUCUUCAGAAAAACACAGCAAAAGACCUGACUGGAACAUAAACAAGCCUGGGAAAAGAUACAUUCCAGCUUCAGAAAGGUACCCUGAGCCCCUGCAGAAACAGAGGGAGGAGAACAAGGUGCGCCGGCAAAUGGAGCUGCUGCAGCUGGUGGAAAGGAACAGCCCUGGGCAGCUGAGUGCAAGGAGAGGGGGGCACUCAGCCAGGUCCCUCUCACCUCGGGAGGAAACAGCUGUGAGGAAAAAGGGCCACAGAGGCAGAAAGGAAGAAAAAUUUCAUAAGAAUCACUUGAAUGAAGAAAGAUCUGAAUCACCACCCGUCCCAGCAGUUAGGAACAGAUUCCUCCAAGCACAAGGACAGAUCCAAGCUUCUCCUUUCCCGCUGCACGGCCAGCUCAGUGGAAGAGAGAAGGAUGCCCGGGCUCCUCCCCCGGCGCCGCAGUUCGUGCCCUUCGUGCGCACCCGCGAGGUUUUCUGCCUCCCCGCCGGGGCAGCGCCCGGCCACCCGCACGAUUCUUACCAAAUGCCACGACAGAUUUUUAGCUCAGAUCAUGUUAGAGAUCCUCUUCUAAAUCCUGAUGCAGUUACAAUCAGAGAGAGACAACAAGAAAUUCUCAAAGGAUUGUCAAAAUUACGACAGGGCCUCCUGCAGAAGCAGAAGGAGUUGGAGAACACUUUGAUUCCCACUGUAGCUCAAGAGAACUUCAUGCCACCGUUCUGAGAGGUGCAUAUGAAUGUUCUGAAUCCUUAAUAUGGAAAUGCACAGCAUUUUGCUACUGUAAUUAAUUACAAACCACCUCUAGCUUUUUUAUGAAAAUUAAAUUAUGAGAAUUUUGAUAGACUACAGGGUCAUUACAUUUUAUAUUGAAGAUAUUUAAACUCAUGAUGGUUUGUCUGUUUAGAAUGAUUUUCAUGCUACUUGAAGACAAGUGUCAAUUUAAUAUAAACUACCAAAAACAUGGAAGUAAACUGUUAUAUGGGUUUUUAUAGAACUCAGUGUGUGAAUUUUGAUAAAUAAAAAGAUUAAGAUGCAUUCUGAA
Passer montanus (Eurasian tree sparrow) is the source of this 3263-nucleotide messenger RNA. It is a transcript of the gene CCDC66, whose product is annotated as coiled-coil domain containing 66. The record is from RefSeq and is a predicted model, not a curated record. NCBI's taxonomy places the organism in Eukaryota, Metazoa, Chordata, Aves, Passeriformes, Passeridae. Gene Ontology annotation, cellular component: cilium; microtubule. Gene Ontology annotation, molecular function: microtubule binding. The coding region runs from base 188 to 2944 and encodes 918 amino acids. Gene Ontology annotation, biological process: cilium assembly. The transcript has 19 exons.